AUGAGGAUGCCAUGGAGAGCCACGGCGGCGCAGGCCGAGGUGCCUGUCGUCGACCAGGAGCAGCGUGACGAGAAGGCCGAUGCUUCUUUUGAUAAGGAGGCCAAUGCCAGCCAGCCGCGUGCGCUUGACAACGACAGUGAGGAGUUCACGCCCAACGCGCAGGAUGGUGUCAAGAAGAUUGAGGCCACUACCACGGUGUGGUCGAAAAGGGACCUUAUCAUCGCCUACAUCUUGAUCUGGCUCAUCAUGUUCGUCGACUCCAUGCAGCAGGGCGCGACGGGCUCUUUGACGGCCUAUGUCACGAGCGACUUCUACCAGCACUCGUUGACUGGCUACACCAGCACCAUGUCCAGCAUCAUCGGGGGUGUGCUGAAGCUUCCGCUUGCAAAAGUCCUCGAUAUCUUUGGACGUCCCCAGGGUUUCAUGCUCAUGGUGGCCUUCAUGGUCCUCGGCUUGAUCAUGAUGGCAGCAUGCAACGACGUGCAAGUCUAUGCUGCUGCUCAGAUCUUCUACUGGGUCGGCUAUAAUGGCCUCUCCUACACUCUGGGCAUCUUCGUGGCCGACACUUCCUCGCUCAAGAACAGAGGCUUCAUGUACGCCUACAUAAGCUCUCCCUAUAUCGCCACUGUCUGGAUCGCGGGACCCCUGGCCACGGCCUUCCUCAACGGGCCCGGCUGGCGCUGGUGUUUCGGUGCCUUCGCCAUCAUCACCGUGGCCAUCACUCUCCCGCUGUACUUCCUCUUCCAGCUCAACUACAAGAAGGCCGUCAAGCGAGGCAUCAUCGUGCCCACCAAGAGCAACCGCACCUUCAUGGAAUCCGUCAAAUACUACGCCAUCGAGUUUGACGUCGGCGGCCUCUUCCUCGUCAUGGGCGGCCUCGUCUUCUUCCUCCUCCCCUUCAACCUCUACUCGUACCAAGAGGGCCAAUGGAAAUCCCCCCUCGUCAUCUCCUUCUUCAUCAUCGGCGGCCUCAUGCUCAUCGCCUUCGCCCUGUUCGAGAAAUACUACGCCGCCAAGACCUUCAUCCCCUAUUCCCUCCUUCUCGACCGCACCGUCAUCGGCGCCUGUAUCCUCUCCGCCGUCCUCUUCGUCAGCUGGUACAUCUGGCACUCGUACUUCUUCUCCUUCCUGCAGGUCGUCAACGGCGUGAGCGUGACGGAGGCCACGUACAUUCUCAACAUCUACUCCAUCGGCUCGUGCUUCUUCUCCUUCAUCGUCGGCAUCGCCAUCCGCUGGACCGGCCGCUUCAAGUGGAUCGCGCUCUACUUCGGCGUGCCCGUCACCAUCCUCGGCGUCGGCCUCCUCAUCCACUUCCGCCAGCCGGACGUCAACAUCGGAUACAUUGUCAUGACGCAGAUCUUCAUCGCCUUCGCCGGCGGCGCCUGCGUCAUCACGGAGCAGAUCGCCGUCAUGGCUGCCACGGACCACCAGUACGUUGCCGUCGUGCUCGCCCUCGAGGGCAUGUUCUCGUCCAUCGGAGGCGGCAUCGGGUCGUCCAUUGCGACCGCCGUCUGGACCGGUGUCUUCCCCAAGCGCCUGGCGGAGUACCUGCCUCCGGAGAGCCAGGGCGCGUUGCAGGAUAUCUAUGCGCAGUUGACGGUGCAGAUGUCGUACGCGAAGGGGACGCCGACGAGAAUUGCGAUUGAGCGCGCCUACUCGGAUGCGCAGAAGUAUAUGAAUAUCGGGGGCACGGCGAUUCUGAUCCUGGCGAUCCCGGCCGUCAUGAUGUGGAGGGAUAUCAAGGUCAAGGAUUUCAAGCAGGUCAAAGGUCGUGUUAUUUAA
This is a messenger RNA of Westerdykella ornata, 1782 nucleotides long. Its product is annotated as MFS general substrate transporter. The transcript is spliced from 3 exons. The coding region runs from base 1 to 1782 and encodes 593 amino acids. The record is from RefSeq and is a predicted model, not a curated record. Gene Ontology annotation, molecular function: transmembrane transporter activity. Gene Ontology annotation, biological process: transmembrane transport. NCBI's taxonomy places the organism in Eukaryota, Fungi, Ascomycota, Dothideomycetes, Pleosporales, Sporormiaceae.